Messenger RNA from Corticium candelabrum, 2264 nucleotides. Its product is annotated as complement C2-like. Gene Ontology annotation, molecular function: serine-type endopeptidase activity. Lineage: Eukaryota; Metazoa; Porifera; Homoscleromorpha; Homosclerophorida; Plakinidae. The record is from RefSeq and is a predicted model, not a curated record. The transcript has 7 exons. Gene Ontology annotation, cellular component: extracellular region. The coding region runs from base 1 to 2040 and encodes 679 amino acids. Gene Ontology annotation, biological process: proteolysis; complement activation.
AUGGCCGCCCCAGCCGCUACGCUUCCUACCCCACUGAACCAUGUCAUGAAGACAGAUGUAGCCCAUUUGGUCGAAGUUUGUGAAAGUCUUUUUAUUGCAAAUGGUCAACUGAACUCUACUAAAACAAGAGUAGGUACAAUCGUGUCAGUGAAUUGCGACUCAGGCUACACACUCGUCGGUUCUAAUCGGAGAGAAUGUUUAUCUUCUAGAUCUUGGAGUGGAGACGCCGUGUGUUUACAACUAAAGUGCUCUCCAUCAUUGUCAGUUCGUAAUGGAAAAUUUCUUUUCAAGAGUAAUGGCACUGGAAUUAUAGUUAGGCUGGUCUGUGACACAGGCUACUAUGCUCACGGUACUUUGCAAGCCGUCUGCUCUGUUGGUGAGCGGACGAUUUACGUUCGAAGUCAAGCGAAUUGUUUGGCUGUUCGUUGCUUUUUCCCAAUUCUACCAAAUGGAAAAUUUACAGCGACUGAUAUCGUCUUGGGCAGUAUAGCCACAUUUUCUUGCAACAUUGGUUACACGUUGGUAGGAGAAGAUAUUGCCGCUUGCACUGCAAAUAGAACUUGGAGUCCAUCUAUUCCGACUUGCAUCAAACAAGUUGUUUCUGCAACUUUCAAGGAUUCCAGUCGUUUACUUUCAUCAUUUCAGGAUAAUUUCUUUAACCGUUUAAUCACAUUCACAGCUGCCGCUCAACCUAUGGCCGAGAUCAAAACAAAGUAUGCUGAGGACAGCGAUGGAGGAAUGAACGUUGCAUUAGAUCUCAUUUUUGUGAUGGACACGUCAGCAAGCAUUACUCGACGACACUUUGAAAAAACCUUGAAACCGUUUCCAAAUAUGGUAGCUCGACAUUUUCCCGUUUCGCCAUUGCAUACAAAUGUAGGCGCUAUUGCAUUUGGCUAUAAAAUACACGUCAUUUCAAUUCUGACAAACAAUUUUGGUGAUUUCAAUCGCUCAGUGAGAAACUUUGGGUAUAAGAACGAUGGAGGUACUAAUACUGGUCAGGCACUUUUACGUGCAGUAGAAAUGUUCAAGACAUCCGGGAGAUCAUUGACAUACACAAAGCGAGUUGUUAUUUUGCUGACCGACGGUUAUAGGAACAUGGGUCCGAGCAUUGCGGCUACAGUCAAACGUUUGAAAAAGAACGCAGUAGAAGUAUUCGCUUUUGGAAUAGGAUCUGAUGUUAACGAAGAGGAGCUACACGCACUUGCCUCUUCACCAAGUGACAGACACGUUUUUCUGGUCAAAUCGUUCCGCUUGUUUCGCAACUUCACUUUAAGCAUCGUUCCACAGCCAAUAAGGGAACAGUGUGGUAUCUCUGGGUUACCUGGGUUUCAUUCUCGCAUAUACGAAGGAGAUAAAUCGGCGUAUGGAGCGUGGCCAUGGAUGGUGGCGAUUUAUAAAUUGAAAUCUGCUUCAAUAUGGAGUUUUUUUUGUGGAGGUUCUCUUAUUAACAACCGAUGGAUCGUAACUGCUGCUCAUUGUAUUUUCGACAAACGAGGAACUUUUCAAGAAUUAGUGAGAGUUCAACUUGGCAAACAAUAUUUGUAUCUAAAAAAUCCACACGAACAGACUUACACAGCAAACGUCAGCACAGCAAUAAUGAAAGGAUACAAUCCAUUCACGUUUGUUCGACCAAUCUGUUUGUAUCAGGACCCCAUUUAUUACCAAAACUCAUCAAAUGUUCACUUUGGUCGGAGAGUUAUUAUUAUUGGAUGGGGAAAAUACACUUCAUCUCACCUUGCCUUAUCUCCAGUUUUGAGAGAGACUACAGUUAUUAUACAAAGUAAGUCACAGUGCGAUCGACUCUAUACGCACGGAAAUCUUACAGACAGCAUGUUAUGUGCUCGAGGCAAUCAAACGGAUGCUUGUCGCGGAGAUAGCGGAGGUCCCAUGAUGUGUCAAGAUAUCAAUACCAACCGAUUUUUUCUUUGCGGAAUAAUCAGCUUUGGAUUUUCCACGGCUUGCAUGGCAGGAUACGGUGUAUACACAAACAUUUCUAAGUUUGUACUUAGCGUCCUAAUUCCCGCUGUAGGUAAUGGUUAGAAGUAGCUUGAAUGACAACACACGUGAUGUUAUAAACAUGUAUGUCUCAGAUAGAAAUUACCAGUGUAAACGCUAUACUGUGCAUUGCUUGGGACAAAUUGCAUUAGCUGAAGUAAGCCAUUGUUUGUAUUAAGUGACGCUGUUAUAUAAGUGAAAACUAAAGUGAUGUUCUCAACUCUGUAACGCGUUAUGCGAAACGGUUCUUGAUAUUACAAUACGCACAA